This is a messenger RNA of Penicillium daleae, 528 nucleotides long. RefSeq names its product holo-ACP synthase. NCBI's taxonomy places the organism in Eukaryota, Fungi, Ascomycota, Eurotiomycetes, Eurotiales, Aspergillaceae. Gene Ontology annotation, molecular function: holo-[acyl-carrier-protein] synthase activity; magnesium ion binding. The coding region runs from base 1 to 528 and encodes 175 amino acids. The transcript has a single exon. The record is from RefSeq and is a predicted model, not a curated record. Gene Ontology annotation, biological process: fatty acid biosynthetic process.
AUGAAACCAAUCUCCUUCCCCCUCGCCCUAAACAUCGGCACCGACAUCGUCCACCUCCCCCGCAUAACCCGCCUCCUCCAACGACCCAACUACCUCACCCGCUUCACUCGCCGCAUCCUCAGCGACCAAGAACAACUCGACUUCCAAACCCGCUUCAAGGACACUCUCCCCGCAAAUCUCUACCGUCAAGCCUCCCACCCUCACAAGCCAGCCCAAACAAUCAUCACCCCAGACAUGACGCGCUGGCUAGCCGGCCGCUUCGCCGCGAAAGAAGCCGCGCGCAAAGCCGCGCCGGGCGGGGCUGCUUCGCUGGGGUGGAAGGAUGUGGAGGUGCGUGUGCCGCAGGGUGAUGGCGAUGGUGGUGAGAUGAGUACGCGAGGGCUUGCGCAGGUGCAGCAGGAGGGCACGAGUCGGAGGCCGGAGAUUGUGUUUUUGGGGGAUGGGGACGGGAGGCCGGAUCGGUUGGGGCGGUUGUCGAUUUCGCAUGAUGGGGAGUAUGUUGUUGCGACUGUUUUGGCGGCUGGAUGA